AUGACGCAGACAACACUGAGAACACUGAUGAAACAGAUGACACUGACGACACUGAGAGCACUGAUGACGCAGACGACACUGAUGACAGAUGACACUGACGACACUGAUGAAACAGAUGACACUGACGACACUGAUGAAACAGAUGACACAGACGACACUGAGAACACUGAUGAAACAGAUGACACUGACGACACUGAGAACGACACUGAUGAAACAGAUGACACAGACAACACUGAGAACACUGAUGAAACAGAUGACACUGACGACACUGAUGAAACAGAUGUCGUAGACAACACUGAGAACACUGAUGAAAAAGAUAACACAGACGACACUGAUGAAACAGAUGACACAGACAACACUGAGAACACUGAUGAAACAGGUGACACUGACGACACUGAUGAAACAGAUGACACAGACGACAUACACGACUCUACAUAA
Messenger RNA from Homarus americanus (American lobster), 438 nucleotides. Its product is annotated as phosphopantothenoylcysteine decarboxylase subunit VHS3-like. NCBI's taxonomy places the organism in Eukaryota, Metazoa, Arthropoda, Malacostraca, Decapoda, Nephropidae. The record is from RefSeq and is a predicted model, not a curated record. Bases 1 to 438 code for a protein of 145 amino acids. The transcript has 2 exons.